AUGAGUAAAAAGGAAGAGAAGGACAAGUCUGUCCAAGUCAUUGAAAAGAAGACCAAGAUGGAGCCUGCCAAGAAACAAACAGAAGAGUCUACAGGUGGUUGGAAUGAUUGGAACAAGGCUUCAUUUGAUGGUGAUGAUGCCAAAAAGAACAAAUUUCUAAGAUUAUUAGGUGCUAAAAAGAACACACAGUCCUUUGUGCCAGCCAAGAAAUCAAGUGGAUUAUAUGGCGGCUUAAAGAGUGCGAUUGAUGAAGAUGAAAAAGAUAAGAUUUCUAAGGCUUUGGAGAAACAGUUUGAUCAUGGUUUACAGUUUAGAAAACAAAUGCAAAUGGGUCGUCGUGGAGGUUUAGGCUUCAAUUGA
Gilbertella persicaria is the source of this 360-nucleotide messenger RNA. Its product is annotated as small acidic protein family-domain-containing protein. The coding region runs from base 1 to 360 and encodes 119 amino acids. The transcript is spliced from 3 exons. The record is from RefSeq and is a predicted model, not a curated record. Lineage: Eukaryota; Fungi; Mucoromycota; Mucoromycetes; Mucorales; Choanephoraceae.